GAGAGUCAACUACAUUUGCUGUGGUUCUGGAGUUAUGUGAAGGUCAAUCAAGGAUUUGAGCAGUGACAGAUCGGAUUCACGCAGAGGUUGCGCUUGGGCUUCAGGGGAGCGCAAUUCUCGUUCUGAUCCUCUGCUAUGACUUCAAAGACACAUUAUCGAUCACGUCAACAUGCCUACAAAACAAAACCGGUUGCACUUGCCUGGCUUCAAGCUCGCCUUCCUUUGCUCCGUUUCUGAUUGGUGCCAGCGAGUUCGGGGAAGAUGCUGGGAGCUUCUGUGGUCUCCUCCACCAACGAAUCUUUCGAAUAUCUGAACAUUUCGUGUUUGGGGAAUGGGUGCAGUAACGCGACAGCCGCUCCGAGACCCCCGGUGUUGAUGGACGCCUGGCUGGUGCCUCUCUUCUUCGGGAUUCUCAUGGUGGUGGGUCUGGCUGGAAAUUCACUGGUGAUUUAUGUGGUAACGAAGCACAAGCAGAUGCGCACAGUUACCAACUUUUACAUAGCAAACCUGGCUACAACUGAUAUUAUUUUUCUGAUAUGCUGUGUCCCAUUCACUGCAGUCCUAUACCCACUCCCGAGCUGGAUUUUCGGGGAGUUCAUGUGCAAAUUUGUCAAUUACAUACAACAGGUAUCAGUACAGGCAACAUGUGUCACAUUGACUGCAAUGAGUGUAGACAGGUGGUAUGUGACAGUAUAUCCCCUCAGAUCCCUGAGGCAGAGAACACCCCGGGUGGCAAUGGCUGUCAGUCUUGGAAUAUGGAUUGGGUCUUUUAUUGUGUCCAUACCAGUGGCUAUGUAUCAGAAAAUUCAAAACGGAUACUGGUUUGGACCCCAGGUCUAUUGCAGUGAAUCUUUCCCUUCUGCUUCCCAUGAGAAGGCCUUUAUCCUUCAUAACUUCUUAGCUGUCUAUCUUCUCCCGUUGGUCACGAUCUGUGUGUCUUAUACUGCCAUGCUGCAUCAGAUGGGGCGACCAGCUGUGGAACCCAUUGACAACAACUACCAGGUUCAACUUCUUGCUGAAAGAUCAGAGGCCAUGCGCACAAAGGUCUCCAGGAUGUUGGCAGUUAUGGUCCUUCUCUUUGCCCUUUGUUGGGGUCCCAUCCAGUUGUACAUCCUUUUCCAAUCAUUUCUUCCAAAUUUUAACAGGAAUUACUAUACAUACAAAAUCAAAAUCUGGGCCCAUUGCAUGUCCUACACAAAUUCCUCCAUCAAUCCUAUUGUAUAUGCGUUCAUGGGAGACAACUUUAGAAAAUCAUUCAAGAAAGCUUUCCCAUUCAUCUUCAGACAGAGAGUUGGGAACACAAACAGUGGAAAUACUGCUGGCAACACGGAGAUGCAUUUUAUUUCAUCUGGAACGUAAGGGAUUUGGAUAUUUUGGGAUAUAAUGCUUUAAUUGUUGAAAAUAUUUGAGUUGAACCAGGAAGGUCUGAUAGAAGACUUGAUAUCAACUAUUGUUAGAAUUUCAUUCUGUUUGGCUAAGUGCCAGGCACCCAUUACCAGUAUCAUUCACACUUUACAUGGGUGAACAGUUGUUCCUACGCAAUUUUGAAAAACAUUUUUCCUAAGACACUCACAGCUUAGAGCCCUGAUGGUUUGGGGAAAUGUCUCACAUCAAGGAUAGCUGAGCCAUUAAAUCCAGGAAAGCCCUAAGAUUAAUCUCUAGACUUUGCUGAGGUAGAUGGCAUCUGUCAAAUUCUUCACUGAAAUUUUCACCUGGUCGUGAAGGGAUAAAAGCAAAUAAAUGUGCUAUUCUUGACUGUUAUCCAAUGACCUUUGCUGUAGAUUGUGAGUAUGUAUGGUUGUGCGUUGAGUGAAGGAUUAGGUGCAUGUCUGAUAGCCCUUGUAAUUCAGAGCUUGUUGUCACUUGUUUAUGCUCUUAGUGCCUCCUGCUGCUUCACUGAGUAAUGAGACAAAGGACAAAGGUAUCCAUUAUUUAUAACAAUCAUAUUGCAAGUAUGUAGUUGUGAAUUUUAAUUAAUUAGGUGAUCUGUUCUAAUUUCAUUAACUUAUACUUUGAGUGAAGCAGUGAAAGGAUGAAUUUGAAACAGUCAAAUUUAAAGAAAGCAAAAUAUAGAAUGUGGAAAUUUUAUACUUUUUGCAACUUGGUUGACCUUCAGUGGUUACUUAGUUUAUUUUACAGAGAAGGAAACAAUUGCAAUGACAAAGUAAGAAGUACAGAGGUGUCUUGUACAUAUAUACAUGACAGUUGGGAACCAAAGAGGGCCCCCCCCCAAAUCUAUGAUGUAACCAUUUAUGUUGGAUGUGUCCAAGACAAACAUAAACCACAGUAGGGGGAUGUCUACCCCAGUCCCAGGCCCGAGAUCGUUUCUGUCCAAUAGACACAAAAUACUUUACACAAAGCAUCAAUAGAAUGUGUCUGACAGACUCAUAGUACUAAUCCACAUGCACAGCUCCCGAACAGACAAUUUAAGAGAUGUCUGCAGAGCUUGAUGAGAAACGAAAUUGUCAUUUUAUUUCACAUCAAGAAAAAAACAUAAUUACAUUCAUAUAGUACAUUUUGUGACCUCAGAACAUCCCAAAUCACUUCACAGCAAAUGAACUUCUUUUUAAACAUAGUGAGGGUUGGAAAAGAAGAUUUUCUGUCCUGAUCUCUACCCAUUAUAUGUGUCACUUGUGUGUAACAAAAUCUGACAAAUAACAAUCAAUAAUAAUCAGAUCAACUAAUUUAGUGAUGUUGGUUGAGAAUAAUUAUUGGCCAGAACAGCAGGAUUCCAUUCUGUCAUGGGAUUUUUUUGCAACCACAUGAGAAGGCAGACAGAGCAUCAGUUCAACAUCACUUCUUGGAAAAUGAUACUUCGGCUUCCUUGGUACUGUAUUGAAGUAUUAGCGUGGAUGAUACUUUAAAGAUUCUAAAAUAGGACUUGAAACCAUAACCUUCUGACUCAGAGGCAAGAGUGCUACCUGUCCUCCGAGCCACAGCUAACGUAUAGAAUGCUGAAUCCUUUCUUUGAAGAGCUUUGUAUUACAAUAUGUUUAUAAGUAGAAAAUCACUAGUUGUAUUCAAUCUCUGUGCAUCUUGAUAUAUUGCUUCGUGUACAAAAAAAACAUUCAGCAUGAUUUUUGUGUUAAUCUUGCAAAUAUAAUGAUUGGCUAUUUUAUUUUAAAACAUGACUAAGAGGCUGAAAUGGGUCUUUAAAUCUCCAGUUGUAUGUUCUAUUCUAUCAUGAAUUAACUUAUCGCUGAAAUAGAAAAUAGCCAUUUCUGACCUAUGCGGACAUGAAGGAUUCAAGAUUCCAUUAUUGAAACUGGGUUGAAUUAUGUAGCCCAAUUCAAACAGGCAGUAGAAUUCUCUAAAAUGCCAAUUCUAAGGAGGGGAAAGUUCAGGCAGCUCUUUCUCUCCUAGCCCUGCCCGUUGUUUAUGGAUAUCAGAUGGGGACCGGGUCAGGUUUAGUUUUGACACACUUAAGCACCCAGUUAAAUAGACUAACAACAUUUGCUGCCUUUCAAAAUGGUUGGUAGCUGAAGUAACCAGGUUAGAAUUUAGGAAAGGAAUCAUUCACAUGAGUUAGAUAUUGCAUUGUGCUAUUGAGAUAUCCAUUGACUCAAUUUGUUAAAGAACAAUUAAAAUUUUUACACCAUAGAGGGACACCAUGCAUCCCAUCAUAACCUUGCAAUUUCUUUGAAGAAAUAAUCCUAUUAGUCCACUCCUCACACUUGCCCUCCUCCUUUCAAAUUUGUUUUGCCAGCAUUUAAAUUGUGGUUCCAAUAAAGGCAAAUAAUUACAUGACAAUGUUGAAUGAGGUAUACCAUUGAUGUAGCAAACCUGUAGUUGGAAUAACAACUGGGAUGACAGAUUCAGUGUAUUAUUUGUGAAUAUUUCCAAUUUUCAAACAGUAAGAAGGAAUCCAAAUCUUCAUAAUUAAUCAAUUUCCAAUCUCUCUUUAUAAGUAAUGCUUAUUUUUUGCACUGCGUGCA
Molecule: messenger RNA, 3935 nt
Organism: Rhincodon typus (whale shark)
Lineage: Eukaryota; Metazoa; Chordata; Chondrichthyes; Orectolobiformes; Rhincodontidae
Product: G-protein coupled receptor 54
Exons: 7
Coding region: 262-1359 (365 amino acids)
Biological process (GO): neuropeptide signaling pathway
Cellular component (GO): membrane
Molecular function (GO): G protein-coupled peptide receptor activity
Source: RefSeq, a predicted model, not a curated record